AAUUAAACACGGAAAAAUAAAUAAAACUUAUUAAAAUGGAUGAUAACCCUGAACUAGCGUUAAAGAAAUUAUGUUGUACAUGUUUAAGUAGAGAUAGGAAAUUGUUUCAGCUAUGCAGAAUUCCUGAAGGAGUAAAUAAUUUAUAUUUACUGCUAUCUUAUGACUCUGAAGCUUAUAGGGAAGGUUUCUACAAAGACACAGCAAGUCUGCACGUGUGCUGGGAGUGUAGAGCUGUCAUGUGCAGGAUCAUGAGGUUCCGGCAGCAGGCGUGUGUCGCUCAAAGGCAGCUGACCAGCAUUGUGGAUGGGAGAAGUCAGAUUGAAACAACAUGCCUUUCCCGCCUAACCACCAACCACAAAACAACAUUUCAAAAAAUAAUUUCCAAAUCAAAUAACACACAACCAGACAAUUUCAUAGACUGUGGUCUCACAAUGGACAUUAAAAGCGAAAGCGAAGAGGACAUACCUCUAUCAGAGCUACACACCAACUGCGCAUCUGACAGCGAGACACAAGUAGUCAUUCAAACCAUAGACUAUAAAGAGGAACUGUCAAAAGACGCCACAGAUAAUGAAGAUGUAAUUUUUAAGUUGAAGAAGAAAAAGAAAUUGAAAAAUGGUAGAAAAAGGAAGUAUUUUUCUACUGUUUUGGUUGUGGAUAGUGAGUUAGAAGAUUUAAGGUUACAGAAUAGAAUGGCUGAUGAUUUUGUAAAUGCGGAAUUUAAAUGUGAUAGUUGUAUUGAGAUAUUUAGUAGUCAAAUUGGUUUGGAUGAACAUAAUUCUUCUUUACAUACAGAGAAACCAGACCACCUCCCAUGUGAUAUAUGCCUAGUCUACACUCCAAUAACGUUAUACGAAGACCAUAGAGAAUCGCAUUACCAUAAACACACAUGUCAGCUAUGUGUGUACACCAGCUUUAAUAUGAAUGAUAUGGCAACACAUUUGAAGACUGAACAUAGCAUAGAGAAUGUUGAAUUAACGAAUAAUAAAAGGAAAAAGGGUCGUCACAAAACAGAUUUAUCUAAAAAGGAGAGUAAAGGUAAACGGAACCCCACUAUGACAGACAAACGUACGCCCUACGGAUAUCUAUGUACGGAAUGCAAUAAGUACUUUGAUAACAAGAAUCAAAGAUGGAAGCACGUUCAGCGUCACCACAGAGAAGGAUAUAAAUGUGAAACCUGCGGAAAACGGUUCGCUUUCAAGAAUAACCUGACCAGGCACGAGUUGUUACACCGCGGUGGUCCACCUCGUCAACAAUGUGAAGUGUGUCACAAGCAAGUGCGAGUGGACUUGCUGAAAGUUCACGCACGCACACACACAGACAGACAGACGCACACAUGUGUGCAUUGUGCUAAGACUUUUGUGAGUCGAGCGUCUUAUGAGCAUCAUUUGAAGUAUACGAAAGCUCAUGCGUUGGUUGAUAUACUCAAGUAUAAAUGUACUCUAUGUGAUAAAGGAUAUCGUUCUCGCGGAGAGUUGAGAGAUCACGUCAAUUACCAGCACAUGGGUAAAACGCAACAUAAGUGUCCCGUCUGCGGGAAGGCAUUAGCGACCCGUCGUUGUAUAACGCGGCACGUGAGGCGAGCACACGAGGGCGUCAAGGAGAGCGCCAGAGACAAGAUAUGUCAACAGUGUGGGAAGGCUUUUAGGGACAAAAAAGGUCUCCGCGAACACGAACUAAUACACACGGGCCAGCGACCGCUCUCGUGCGAGAUAUGCGGCUGCACGUUCAGACAGAGCGCCUCGCUGUACACGCACAGGAAGCGCGUGCACAACGUGUACUCCGGGGCUAAGACUGUCACGCUGCAAGAGUGAACUGUACUGUUAGAGCCCUGCCU
Helicoverpa armigera (cotton bollworm) is the source of this 1834-nucleotide messenger RNA. RefSeq names its product zinc finger protein 43. Gene Ontology annotation, molecular function: RNA polymerase II cis-regulatory region sequence-specific DNA binding; DNA-binding transcription factor activity. The record is from RefSeq and is a predicted model, not a curated record. The coding region runs from base 36 to 1811 and encodes 591 amino acids. The transcript is spliced from 10 exons. Gene Ontology annotation, biological process: regulation of transcription by RNA polymerase II. Lineage: Eukaryota; Metazoa; Arthropoda; Insecta; Lepidoptera; Noctuidae.